AUGCCCUACGAAAGAGUAGCCAAACUAUUUACAGCAGAUAACCAGAAAGAGGCCGUAGACUCCGGGGCAGACCCCGGUCCCGAUGGAUUAAACGGAUCGCAACGUGAAGUCAGCAAACAGCCCCAGUCAACAACCACCAAGGAUAGCGCGAGCCCCGUAAAUCUUCCCGGAAGCAGCAGAAAUGGCAACAUCGAGCCCACGGACGCCAGUCGGGCGGCGGAUCCGUACUUUGACCUGUCUUACUCGAAAAACGUUACCGCACUGCUGGGGAAGACCACCUAUCUGAAUUGCAGGGUGAAAAAUUUGGGCAACAAAACGAUAAUGCUGCAAGUGUCCUGGGUGCGGCACCGGGACAUCCACUUGCUUACCGUCGGCCGUUACACGUACACCUCCGAUCAGCGAUUUCGGGCGAUACAUCAUCCCCACUCAGAAGACUGGAGCCUGCAGAUCAAGUAUCCGCAGCACCGAGAUUCUGGCAUCUACGAGUGUCAGAUCUCGACAACGCCGCACAUGAGCCAUAACAUACAUCUGAACGUAAUAGAGCCUUCGACGGAAAUAAUUGGAGCCCCGGAUCUUUACAUCGAGAGCGGCUCGACGAUAAAUUUAACGUGCGUAGUGAAAGACUCCCCAGAGCCACCGGCAUACAUCUUCUGGAACCAUAACGAAGUUAUUAUCAGUUAUGAUUCGACACGUGGGGGCGUCUCUGUUGUCACCGAGAAAGGUGACACGACAACAUCUUUUUUGCUGAUUACGGGCGCCAAUCCAGCGGAUUCCGGACAGUAUACCUGCAAUCCGUCCAACGCCAAAAGCAGAAGUGUGACCGUACAUGUGCUGAAUGGGGAGUUCCCAGCAGCGAUGCAGCGCGCGGGCCAACCGUAUCAUCGCACGCCCCACGGCCACCAGUUGUCAGUGCUGUUGUCUGUGCUUAUCUCAUUGCUGCUGUGCUCCAUGCUGGUAACCGGGCUCGAACUAAACAUUCCGACGUAG
This is a messenger RNA of Sabethes cyaneus, 987 nucleotides long. Its product is annotated as zwei Ig domain protein zig-8-like. The transcript is spliced from 6 exons. The record is from RefSeq and is a predicted model, not a curated record. Bases 1 to 987 code for a protein of 328 amino acids. Lineage: Eukaryota; Metazoa; Arthropoda; Insecta; Diptera; Culicidae. Gene Ontology annotation, biological process: synapse organization. Gene Ontology annotation, cellular component: neuron projection membrane.